Molecule: messenger RNA, 4002 nt
Organism: Hypoxylon fragiforme
Lineage: Eukaryota; Fungi; Ascomycota; Sordariomycetes; Xylariales; Hypoxylaceae
Exons: 5
Coding region: 316-3294 (992 amino acids)
Biological process (GO): regulation of DNA-templated transcription
Molecular function (GO): DNA-binding transcription factor activity, RNA polymerase II-specific; zinc ion binding
Source: RefSeq, a predicted model, not a curated record
CAGCUGUUCCCUCUAACAUAACCGAUCAAGCUCCCUCUUCAUACAGUACUUCAUACAAUACUCUCUUGCCUCAACGACUUCAACACCAACCACCUAACCCCCACCCUCUCGGCUCAUAUUCUUGACUUGAUAUAGACAUUUUUUUUAUUGUUUCUCAUAUUUUCCCUCGGCGACGACCUAGUUUCUUUCGGUGGGAUAUUCCCCGAGCAUACGAGAGAAACCAACCCACGGAGAGAAUCUAAUAUAGCUUGAUAUGAGCAAUAUCGUAGCAAGACAUCACACCUAAUAAUCUCUCUGAACGGGGCUUUUUUCACGAUGGUGUUUUGCGCAUACUGCGGGAAGAGUUUUACGCGCAAGGAACAUCUAGAGAGACACAUACCUAGCCAUACCAAUGUAAAACCACAUAGAUGUAGUGCAUGCCAACUAUCCUUCGCUCGAAGGGACUUAUUACAAAGGCAUCACUCGACGUACCAUGAAGCACGAGAUCCCAUGGAGCCGCUUCCUGGUGGGGUGCCUACGGUGGCAGGACGGACGCCCAUCGCAUGCCUGAACUGUGCCCAAGCUAAGACAGGCUGCGAUAAGAGAGUACCCUGUGCACGAUGCGCAGACAAGAACCUCGAAUGCCAGGCGAGGUUUGCGCGACGGUCCUCCAAGGCAGCGCUUAGAGCUGCACAGGCAACUGCUGCGAUGAGCAGCAAUAGCCCAAGUCAAGUUUCAUUACCACCUCAGACAUCACCAACAACGCCAGCAACGACAGUUAACCCGUCUUUUAUGGACGUAGAUCCAGGGCCCGCUAAACCAGAUCCACCUAUUAAAUCUUCUAUGUCUUCACCUGACAACAACAGCAAUAUCAUGACAAUUGAUCCGCGGAUACAGCAGGAUAAUUCUCCCAAGAAGAACUCACCGGCGAAUUCUCAGCUGAGCUCGGAUGACUUCCCUUCUCCACACCCGAGGGUAGAAGCACUCGACGAGUUUCUUCACUUGGGUAACGACUUCAUACCGCAAGAGCCUAAUUACCAGGAUAUGUUAGUCUGGUCUGAGUAUCCGUUAGAGCUGGAUAUGUACGCGAAUAACAUGUCUCUGGCCCAAGCCGAUGUUCCCAUGCCUACUUUUGGGGAGCUCAGUGACCUCUCUAGCUCAGAGCAUAUGAGUUCAUCUAGGGGAUCUAUUCACACGAGGAGUACUAGUAUAAUGUCUACUGGGGAAUUUGAUCCAGGGGCUAAGCCGGUCGACAUGACGUUGCAUACUCCAAUUGACACCAUGAUACCAGAGUUCGAAGUGGUCAUCGCCGCCGAAGCAGCAUGGCCCUUAGCACGGUGCAAUCCCCCCGUGUUCUCGGGCACGUGUCCUAGGACAGCCAUCGUGCAUUUAGAAUGCUUGGAGCAAAAGUCAAGACACGAAGGUACUUGGACUGCCCUAGAACAAUAUCUAGAAAAGGUCGACUGGGACGCCGCCGAUCUAGCUUCCGUCAUCCCCAUGACAUCCCGGACUCGCGAUAAGAUGCUCGCCAUUACCCAGACCUUCCUCCACAAAGCUCUCGAGAUUCACCGGGGAGGAGUACAUAGCCAGAACAAAUCUUUCUCCAGUCCCCGACUCCUAAGUUUCUUGGUUCUACCCCCUUCUAAGAUACUCGAGUAUUUCUUACGAAGCUACGUGAGGAAUCUUUCCUUCUUCUACUCCUUGGUCUCCACCGGCUGCGUCGACCCCAACGAGAUGCUCCAGAACAAUCAAGCGGCAGCCCUCUUGGUGCUACUCAUGAUUGCGCAGGGCGCCUCGGCAGUUCCCACAGUAGAAGCACGAGCCCUCUCAGCUGGUCUGAUUGAGACGUGUCGCAUCUCACUUUUCGACAUCAUCGAGAAGGACAUUGAGAUGUGUGCGGACCCUACCGCACUUCGCUGUGCGCUAUUAUUCACGCUACUGGGGGCUUGGAGCGGUGACAAAUGGCUUAUGGACAUUGCCAUGGGACAGCGUGGGAUGUACCUUUCGAUGCUCAAGCAUGCGGGUAUGUUCGAAUCUCAACCCUCCAUGAUCCCGUCUUUCAAUAGAUCCACCAAUUCCGAACUGCAAUGGCGUUCGUGGCUGCACAGGGAAUCUCAAAAUAGACUGGCCUACAAUUUUGUUAUGGUCGAUCAGGAACUAAGCUUAUUCCAUGACACCGCUCCUAUGCUUUCUACCAACGAGCUCUGCGCUCCUUUGCCGGGACCCGAGCUACUCUGGAUGUCGGCUAACGCUGACCAAUGGCUGGCCGCCGUGCAGUCCAUCUACGGUUGUACCGCCAACGUCAAUCCUCAGCUCCUCAACACCCCUUCCCUGACCCCCUCCCUAUACGACCUAUUCCAAGACUUCCUCCAUGACAACCUGUCGAGGCGACAGGGUAGCUUAAUGCCUCACCAGCUGCGGCUCUUGCUUCACCCCCUGCAAUCCUGGCUCUGCCACGUGCGACAGAUGCUCUCCUGCUUUUCCGAAGUAAUGAUGAGCAGCGCCCGUCGUCCCAACCACAACCACAGCAACCACCCUCAUAACCACAACCACAGCCACAGCCACAGCAACCACAACCCCGUCACCAAAGAAUCCUUCAUCUCACACCUCAACGAAGUGCAGGGGCUCCUGCAAAAGUGGUACGAGCUCACCAUCGCGUACUACAAAGCGCACCCCUCGUGCGCCAUCACCCGCACUAACCUCGUCCUCUACCACCUCAUCUCCCUCAACGCCGUCACCAACUUCCCCGAAAUCGAGCGCCUCGCCCGCCGCGAAGGCUUCGACGGCUCCUACUGGGAGCUCUCCCUCUCCCUCCGCCAUAAGCGCUGCGUCUACCAGCGCGAGGAGGCCAUCUUCCACUGCGGCCAGGUGUACCGCCUCCUGCGCUCCAUGCCCGCCGACCGCCGACCCGGCUGGUGGAGCGCCGCGGUGUACCGCGCUACGCUUAUUCUGUGGACCGACUCGAUGUCCCGUCUUGACCCAUCGUUCCAGAAGCGCGAUGAUCUCGGCCCGAAUGUACAUGUCGACCAGGUCACCCCCGAGGACCCCGCCGUCAUCGCAUACCUCUGGAACGGAGAGGGCGUCCCCGUGCUCACGGGCACGGAUGGGAGUACGGUGGGGCUGGGACUGCCCGGGGACGUGCUCGAGUACGCGGUCAAGACGCUCGAGACGGGCGUUAGCUCAAGGUUGAGCGAUGGGAUUCGGCGGAAGCUGGUCGCGCUUAAUGAUAAUUGGCGGCCGGAUGGGUUGGCGAAUGCUGCGGCUGCGGGGGGCGUGCCGGGUGUGGUGCCGGGGAGUGCGGCGAAUCUAUGCUAGGUGUGGGGAGGUGUAUGAUUUUACAUGAGUGCCUAGGUACUUAGGUGCUUGCGUUUGUUUUCUUCUUCUUCUUCGAGUAUCCCUUAUCGGCAUAAAGUGCCCUUUACACACACACACACACACACACACAUACUUACAGCAUAGAAAUCAUCAUCAUCAUUUAUCAUUAUUGGCUUUUCUUUUUUUUCUGGCUUUGGGGGGCUUUGGGGAAGAGAAGGGGGGAAUAGGGGCAGAGUGGUUUAUUUCUUGGUACUUAUUUAUUCUCGCAACACAAAAGGCCAAGGUCGCUGUAUACAUAAACAACACAUAUGUAAUACUGGGUAUCUACUAUCUAGGUACUCAUCAUGUACCUACUCCAUCUCAAGUGAGCUAGUUGGCUGUACCUACUAGGGGGUAUGUACCUAGGUAGGUGGUGAUAGGGGAGAGGUACUGGACAGUGAGAAGGGGGCUCGGAACUUGUGUAGCAAAAGAUGUUAUGCGAGACGGUGCUUAUACAUAUACCCGCGGGGAUUAGGAUAGGGGAUGGGGGGCCAGGGGUUAGAUGGUAUCGGGAUUGGCAAUGGGGGAUGGGAAGGUUCGCUUCUUCUUCUUCAACUCAUCGUAGUGGUAGGUAGCAACAUCAGGGGAGGGGAAACUCAUCAUUAGGCGUUUUUUUCGGCAGGUUUAAACUCUUACAUGAAAUGAACCUGGGUUGGGUUGGGUGGGAAU